UUAGUGUUUAAAAAUCUUUAAUCCUGAUCUGCCGCUGCCCCUAUUGCUGCCUGUUUGGGAGUGCGCUAAAAAAACGUACCCAAGGCUGCAGUGUGAGUUGUUUUUUUUUUUUUGCUACAUAUUUCUGCAAAAAGAGUCUCCAUUACCUACAUGGCUUAUGCCUGCCCUUACUCUUUUAGUGCCUUUGUUCCUUCUGAAGAGCCCAGUAAGAAGAGAAACAAGCAAGAUUGUGAGAGACGCUGCAGGGCAUGUAACAAUACUGCUAUAAAGGAUGGUGUUUUUUCCUAUUCAUAAGGAUGUACAGGAUUUGAUCUGUGUGGAGUGGGCUACAAUUUCAAAGAGAAUCCCAGUUGAAAGCAGGAUUGAAAAGUUAUAUCUCUUUUUAGAUGAGAUGCAGGAUGUUUGGAAUACGCCUCUUUCAGUGGAAGCUUCAGUGGCGAGGUUGUCAAGGAAGACAACAUUAUCUAUAGAUGAUAUCUCUGCCUUAAAGCAUACAUUGGACCACUGCAUGGAGACUGAGUUAAAGAAGUGUUACAUGUCAGCUGGAGCAGCCAUCUGUGGCCUUGGUGUCCAUUACAAAAGCUCUCUUUUUGUGGGCUGAAAUGGAUAUGGUUCCUAAAGGGAAGAUUUUGGAAGGUCUUGAAGACUUCAGACUAGCUUCUAAUUCUGCCUUCAGGCAUAUUUGAAUUUAGUGCAGUUGUCAGCUCACUCUGUCUUUUGGAGUUGCAGCUCGUAGAGUCCUUUGGGUGAGAUCUUGGUUUGCUGACACCGGUUUCAAAAACUCUCUUUGUAAAAUGCCUUAUGAGGGGAAGAGACUAUUCCUAAGGCCCUGGAUGACAUAAUCUCCAAGUCAUAAACAUUGCCAAGCCCCAAAUGAUUCCAGCUCAAAGAAUGGUGUAUCUUGGAGCUCAGAUAGACAUGAUUCUGGGUAUGGUUUCCCUUCCACUGCAGAAGUAUUUUGUUCUUCAAGUGAACAGUCCUUCACAUCAGCAAGGAAAUUCAUGAGACUUCAAGGUCUCCUCACUUCAACAAUAGGUCUGGUGAAGUGGGCCAGAUGGAGGUUGAGACCUAUUCUACUGACAUGUCUCAGGCAAUGGGAUCCUCUUGUGCAGAAUUGGUCGCAGACAAUUCGGAUCAGCAAAGAACACCUCACUUGGUGGAAAGUUCCCUGCUAUCUCCAGAAGUUCUCUUGAGGAGCCAGCUUGGAUGAAGAUAUUUACGGAUGCCUUGGGGUCAGGUUGGGGAGCUGAAAUCAGGAAAUAUUUGUCUGGGUGACAUCUGUUUGGGGCCGUCUGUGGGUGGAUCUGAUGGCGACAGAUCAGAAUGCCAAGCUUCCAAUUUUCUUCUCCAGAGCUCUUUUUCCAGGAGUUGCAGCAGUAGAUGCAGGUAACUCUAAGAGUCUUGUGGAAAAUUCUGAGCAUGAGGUGAUUGCUAUUCUCCCGGACUGGCCCAGGAGACCCUGAUAUCCACUCCUGAAGUGCCUGUUGAUUGCAGAUCCGUUACCACUUCCACAAAUUAGGAACCUUCUGCUCCAGGGCAGUUGGAAACACCCCAAUCCAGCGAAUUUCAGGCUGAUCUCCUGGAAGUUAAAAGGAAAAUUCUGAGCGAAUAUGGCUGUUCUAAUUUGGUUAUCGAAACCCUGGUUAGAGCUAGGAAGAGCAACACAAAUUCAAAAUAUCAUAAAGUAUGGGACACCUUCUGUUCCUGGGCUUCGGGUUAACCGCUUUGUCACCCUCUGUAGCAGAUAUCUUGGAAUUUCAUCCGGAGGUACUUCAGAAGGUGUUAAGCCUCAGCAUUCUGAAAGGCCAGGUCUGGGCUUUAUCUGCAGUUUUGGAAAAUAAAUGAUCUAGGGAUCCACUAAUAGAGAGAUUCUUUCAGGAAAAAAUUAUAAUUCGGCCUCCAACUACAUCCAUUUUUCCUACCUGGGAUCUUCCACUCAUGUUGAAAGCCCUGUCUGCCAAGCCUUUUGAACCUCUGGAUCAGGCUUCCCUGAGUAUUCGUCACUAGAUGUCAAAAGAUGCUUAGAAAUCGACUUCAAGAGAACAGAAUCAAGAAUGCUAUUUGUUAUUCCAGUAGGAAAGAGAACAUGAGAGCCAGCCUCUAAGUCUACUCUGAUUUCUUGGAUAGUCAAGGCCAUAUCAAGAGCAUAUAAGUAGCAAGGCAGUUCUCUACCUAAGGGAGUUAAGGCGCACAUGGUGUGGCGGCUUCUCGGGCAGCGGAGGCAGAAGUUUCAUCUGAGGCAAUUUGCAAGGCAGCAACUUGGGUUACACCUAAUACGUUCAUUAGGCAUUACAGAUUGGAUGUUAUGUAUACAUCUCAAGCCCAGUGCUUUUUCCAUGGUGACGGGGGAUGGCCAGGAAAAUAAAAUUCCCGCAACCAAUCAUUAAAUGCGCAAAAACUGGUGCCAGAAAUGAAGCCACUCCAGCAAAUUCAUGUCACCUACAGUAGAGUUAUAAGGGAUGUACAGCAAGCAAAUCUACCUGCUUUUUUAUCUACCUCCUGCAACCGCCCGAGCAGGAAGAAGAAACACAACGGUUAUGAUGAGGUUAACCAAACAAAAUAUGAACGUUUGGUGCGGACUGUCACUGCCUCCCGUGUCAGCCCACAGACACCUGAUAGGUUAUUUGAAGAAGACAACGUUUUGUUUGGCAAAGUGGUAAAAUCAAAGACUGUAACACAAACACCUGAGCCUAAGACCCCACAGAAUUGGGUCCCUCUAACCAACCCAGAUAAAGUUAGUUUGCCCCUGGAGAAAACAGACUUUGACUUACCCAUCAAGAUCAGUUUACCAGCAAGAACCCAUAUGCCAAAUGGCAAAAUCCCUAGUGUCACCAGAAUUCUACAACAAACCAUGCCCAUGGAACAGGCAUUUUACCUUGAGAGGUGGAAGCAGAGGAUGAUCAUGGAAUUGGGAGAACAAGGCUUCUCUGAAUAUACUGCAGCUCUAUUUUCACAGGGAAAGCAGUUCCAUACACAGCUGGAAGAUCUGCUUUUAUCUCUGGACGGCCAUGGUAAAAAAGAGGAGCCUGAGGGGUUGACCGGGUACUUGACUAGUGUUCAGCAUGUCCUGACAGACAUUGUUGGAGUUAAGUCACUUGAAAGUGCAGUGCAGCACUCACAGCUGCAGUACUUGGGUCUUGUGGAUUGUGUGGCUGAAUAUCGGCAGAAGCUGUGUGUAAUAGACUGGAAGACUUCAGAGAAACCAAAGCCAUAUUUACGGAACACAUAUGACAAUCCACUGCAAAUUGCAGCUUAUAUUGGAGCAAUAAAUCAUGACAACAAUUAUCAUUUUCAGGUGAACUGUGGUCUGAUAGUGGUGACAUACAAAGAUGGCUCCCCUGCCCAUACGCAUUUUAUGGACACAGAUCUUUGUUUGCACUUCUGGAAUAAGUGGCUGCUACGCUUAGAGGAAUAUAAGAAGAAGAAGAAAGAGGAAACACAGCAAUGACAGCAAGACAUGGCAGUGAAUUCUCCACAUUUACAGUCUGUUGUAUUGCCUAUGCUCAUCGCCUAGACCUUACGUGAAUGGAACUCGAAAGGGGGAGCUCCUAAUCUCUGUGUUUGAUUGGAUCUUUAAUAUUGGAUGGAAUAAAAAUAAUAUUGAUGAAAUAUUGAUGAGGGUGUUGUUCUAAAAACUUUUGCAAUGUACAUUCAUUAUUUUUUAUUUUUUUUAAUUCCAAGAUAAAAGGAUACAUGUACUGUUAACAUGAAUUUGUUUUGUUACAACGUUGCCACCUGCUGGUCAUUUUUGGACCACCAAGAAGUCAAAGAAGUUGUCAGGAGAAAGUAAGAGGCUGGUCUGAAGUUCUUCUGGUUAAGAAAAAAUUUAGAAACCUUUCUCAAAUCUUUUCUUACCAGAAGAAUAUCAGAUCAGCCUCAACUUCUUUGACUAGUUGGUGGUCAGAAUGGCUGGAAACUGACCAGCAGGCAGUGCUGUUGUAACAAAAUGCAUUCAUAUGUCAGUACAUGUAUCCCUUAAAAUCUUGGAAUUAAAAAAAAAAAACAAAUAAUGAAUUAAUGUACAUUGCUAAAGUUCUGAGAAUAGUACCCUCAUCAAUUUUACAUAUCCUAGUUUAAGGGCAUAUUUAUGAAAAGGCAAAAAAUUUACUUGAGGCAUGGUUAUACGUGGCUGGGGUGCCGGCUCUUUGUGAUACAAUAGUAACUAAAGCAAAAACCAGUCUGUACCUUAUAGGUGGCACACAUGUUAAAGACAUUUGCUCCAACCAGUCGCAGUAUGAGAAUGUACUGUGGCUGAUUCUUAACCAGUUUUUUGUGAAGUACCACAAGCUACGUUUAAGCAUAUUUAUCAAAAGGUGACACAGAUCGCCAAAGAGAAAUUCUGCCACCCUCUAGAUAUGAAAUAUUUAGGAAUUUUUGAAGCAUAUUCAUUAAAAGUGCAAUUCUAACUUUCACACUUUGAUCAAUAUGUCUCUGAAAGUAAAUCAAGAGCUGAGAAAUUUGACUGGGGGGGCCGUGAUGCUCUCUAUUUUUUACUGUUUGAAACAUUUGCUUUGUAAUAAGUCAUUUGGUCACCAAGUGACCUAAAUUUAAAUAAAACCUACUUAAUAACCCACAUGGUAAUCUAUUUUUUUUUUUUUUUUUACACAUUAUUACCAUGCACUUUUGCAUUCCUUGACGUUUUACUUUACAUAUAUUGCCUUCAUUGUGAUUCAAUUCAAAAACCGCAGACCUAUGCUUGCUGCAUAGUUUUAUAUAACUACAUAAAUCUAUUGUACACAAUUGCAGAAUAUGUUGGAACUUUAUAAAUACAUGUUAUCAAUGAUAAUAAUAUCCUGACGUUUUCCCAUUUAUUAAUCAAGCAUAAUAACUGACCAUCAGUAAAAUAUAUUUUAUUAUAACCCCAUGCAUCUAGUUUUUGUCUU
Molecule: messenger RNA, 4883 nt
Organism: Xenopus laevis (African clawed frog)
Lineage: Eukaryota; Metazoa; Chordata; Amphibia; Anura; Pipidae
Gene: mgme1.L
Product: mitochondrial genome maintenance exonuclease 1 L homeolog
Exons: 5
Coding region: 2411-3448 (345 amino acids)
Biological process (GO): mitochondrial DNA repair; mitochondrial DNA replication
Cellular component (GO): mitochondrion
Molecular function (GO): single-stranded DNA exodeoxyribonuclease activity
Source: RefSeq, a predicted model, not a curated record